AACUUCAAGAUGGCGUCAUAAAUUGUGCUUGUUUACGUUGCAAUGUACAUUCGCUUUCAGUUACGCCCAUUUUCACGCUGAAUGUUUAUUGUAUUUGCAUUAUUCAGAAACGGAUUAUCUUAUUUUCACUUGCAUUAAGUUUUAUUAAUGGGUAAUUUGCAAUGUCUAAAAUGAGAGAGAGAGAAUUUGAUAUGCAAUGUCGAUUGUGCACAUCAACGGAAGAAGGUCACAUACAAAUUUUUGGUCCGGAGGGUGAAUGUCAAAAUUUAGCUAGCAAAAUUAAGGAAUGUCUUCCAGUCUCAUUAGAGAGGGAAGAUGCCUUGCCAAAAAGUGUGUGCAAAACUUGUGCACGCAAGGUGGAUGAGUAUCAUAGCUUCCGACAAGCCUGCGUCCAAGCAGAAAUAGUCUUAGAAUCAAACCUCAAGGACCAGCAACCUUCAGCAUUCCCAUUAGAACCAGAGUGUUGCCUGCAAGAAGUGGAGCCUCCGAGCAGUUCUGGUCGAUCAUCCAAUCCAUCUGAGUCGGGGAGUAUCCCUGUUAAUUCCAGGGAAUCUUGUAGUGUCUAUAAUGUGCCUCAUUUACAAAUGGGGGGUAGUGGUCUUGAUAUCUUUCCUAGACCAAAUUCUCCUACAAUUAAAAAGUUGAUGCAUCGUCAAGGGCUUGGUGAUCUGGUUAUCACACCUGUCAUUCCUAAGACAACCAACAACCUGGUACCCACUUUGAACAAUAAAUCAAAUACAGAAGUAGCAUCCCAUUGGUCCCGCGUCGGUCACCCAACUCUCGAAGACUAUGUCUUGAUGAAGGAAGAUACAUUUACGGUGGACAGCAGCUAUUUUGACAAUCACAGCAGAUCAUCAUCAAGAUUGGUAGCAAGUGGACAGAUAGAGUUCCAUGCAAAUCACAGUGCUGCAAGUCCACUAGAACAAGACAAAGACAUUUUGUUGGCACAACGACGGAAGCGCGAGAUAUUGCCGCCGAUGUGGGAUGUGUAUGAGAAAGUGAUUUUGUCACCGGGAAAGGAAAAUUCAGACUCUUCAAAACAGAAUGGAAACAGUAAGGUUAUGUUCAGUGUUACUCACAGGCGAUAUAUCAUCUCGAAAGGCGCUUUCCCCUGCUCUCUAUGCAAGAGGUGUUUUAGGAUUAAUCAAGGUUUUGAGCGAGAAGGUUCAGAGUUCAUGGACCUGUAUGAAGGUGAUGAGAACUCAGCAGAUCUUUCAAACAGUAAAUCAUCUGAUUAUGACGAUCACACUGCUAGCACCACCAACAAUUCCCACUUGAAUGUGAAGUUUUUCAGCUGCCACAUUUGCUGUAAAGUAUUUCCGAGGCGCAGUUCAUUGAAACGCCAUCAGCGUACUCACAUGGACAGAAAAUUGUUUUCAUGCCCAUUGUGUCAGAAGGGCUUUAACCGGAAAGAGCACCUGUCUCGCCAUAUGAUAUCACAUUCUGGAGGAAGACCUUACAAUUGUGACAUCUGUUAUAAACCAUUCACACGGAAGGAACAUCUGUCCAGACAUCGACUUUGCCACUUAAAUGCCUUAUGUUAUUUCCCUGGUGACAUUUCUAGCACCCCAGAUAUCUCCAUUCAAAGCAGUAAUGGUGAAUUGCCUGCAUCAGAGGUCUCUGGUAAUCUUGGCACUCCUUCAAAUUCCACUGUUGUGCAAGAUGAUGACUCUUCUUCUAACAUGACCAGGCCCUUCGUGUGUGAUUUAUGUGGGCAGGGAUUUGCCAGGAAGGAACAUCUCUUGCGGCAUCAACUCCGAACCCAUCUCACUACGCCAGAAAUUCGAGAUGAGCUUAAACCUUACAACUGCAAUAUUUGCUCCAAAAAUUUUACUCGUAAAGAACAUCUUGUUCGUCACCAGAAGAUACAUACGAGAGACUUUUUGUUUGGGUCUGCUAGAGGAGUGAUUCCUGGCACUGAUGUGUCAGUAUCACCAGUAUUAACUAAUCGUGCCACAUCUAGUGGGGGCACAGUAGUGAAAACAGAACCACUUGAGGGAUUGAUUCCACAUUCAAAGCUACCGGGAUUGAGUAUAUCUACUAUUCCGCUUAAGGUUGAACCUUCAUCUUCAUGUGAUGGUAUGAAGAUGGAGCCUUUUGUUAAAGCUGCAGAACAAACAAUAAUGAAUGGUCAGGAUGAUGACAUGUCUCUGCAGUCCUCCUUGCAGGACAGCGUUGAUCAGACGGGGCCCUCAACUUCAGCAGAAGCUGAUCUUGGUUGUGGUGAAAUUGUGAGUAAGCCUCAUCAUUGUCAGUUUUGUUCAGAUAAAGCUUUCACUCGACGUAGUCAUUUAGUUAGGCAUUUUAAGCGGUUCCACUCCGAUAAACCAUUAAGCCUUGUACUGUCUGGUAGACGCAGAGCAUCUGCGCAGGAGAAACAGGAAUUUGAAAGAUACUUGCUAAACAAUGGACAGUAUUGGUGCAUCAUCUGCGGAAAGACAUUCGGACGUCGGUACCACCUCGUACGUCACAUGAAGCUGCAUGGUCCUAAUGAAAUUGCGCGUCCAUUUCACUGCUCGGCGUGCAACAAUUCUUUCAGCCGACAUGAAUAUUUUCAGACUCAUAAAUGUGAAGGUAGUAAUGAUGUUACCUCACAAUUGGGACAGAAAGAGUUGAGUUCUAAAACAAGUGGGGAAGGUAUAUCUGCAGAAAUACAAGAAACCAAGGAUGUGGUGAAAAAGAUCCCUGCGAAACGUGACAAGCGGAAAAGAAGCAAGUGUAAUUAUGAAUGUGUAACUUGUGGCAAAGGCUUCUCAAAAAAGAAACUCCUCAACAGACAUGCUGAAUCGCAUGUGGACCUGACGGAGGACAAUAGUCAGUAGUGUGAGUAGGUGCAUAAUCAACAGUAAAGGAGAAAAGGAGUAAAGUGGAAUUAAGUGGAGGUAGGGAACAGUCGGAUGUUCCUUAGACAUGCACAGUAAUGUACGUUAAUUUCUGUUUUGUUUGUGUGCAUGGCUUUGGUUGUAAUCCGUGAGUUCUCUACCUUUGUACCUCAUUUUUUUAUAUUAUUAUUCUGAACAGUAACAUCAAAUCCUGGGAAUGCAUUUAUUUACUAAGAAAAUUAAUUCUUGCCUUUUGAAUAUCAGUUUGCUGUACCAAUGAUUGUUUUAUGUGGCAGUAUAGUCCCCUUUUCACAACAGCUUGUGAAUUUUGAAAUCAAGGCA
Zootermopsis nevadensis is the source of this 3164-nucleotide messenger RNA. RefSeq lists its product as uncharacterized. Gene Ontology annotation, biological process: regulation of transcription by RNA polymerase II. The record is from RefSeq and is a predicted model, not a curated record. Gene Ontology annotation, cellular component: nucleus. Lineage: Eukaryota; Metazoa; Arthropoda; Insecta; Blattodea; Termopsidae. Gene Ontology annotation, molecular function: RNA polymerase II cis-regulatory region sequence-specific DNA binding; zinc ion binding; DNA-binding transcription factor activity, RNA polymerase II-specific.